Messenger RNA from Sardina pilchardus (European sardine), 2049 nucleotides. It is a transcript of the gene stambpb, whose product is annotated as STAM binding protein b. Gene Ontology annotation, cellular component: cleavage furrow; endosome. The transcript has 10 exons. NCBI's taxonomy places the organism in Eukaryota, Metazoa, Chordata, Actinopteri, Clupeiformes, Clupeidae. Gene Ontology annotation, molecular function: K63-linked deubiquitinase activity; protein binding; metal-dependent deubiquitinase activity. The coding region runs from base 322 to 1620 and encodes 432 amino acids. The record is from RefSeq and is a predicted model, not a curated record. Gene Ontology annotation, biological process: protein K63-linked deubiquitination.
GGUGCUGUAGAUUUUGAAUGGGCGAGCGUGGGAGCAUUGCGUAUUUCCGGUUCGACGUUCUUCCGCGUAAACUGGUGUUGUCCAUCCGCGUUCAGCCCAAAAUCGACCACAUUCAACAUUGCUCUGUCCAUACAACGCUACGCAUAUUAUACCAAUCUCUUGGGAUUUAGUAAUAAAUGACCAGGAUUUAUUUUAAUUGAUAAACAAUUCUACCUACACAGAGAAAUGAACUCAGCGUUCCCAGAUCUAGUGCGCUGUAGGCUAUCGUGAUCUAUCAACAACCAGGUGUCCAAGUAAGAGCUCCUCUGAUCGAAGAGGAUCAUGUUGGACCACACGGAUCCAAGUCUCCCGCCGGAGGAGCGGGUGCGUGCCUUAGUCAAGAAGGGGAGCGCUGUGGACGUCAACGAGAACGUUCCCGCUCGUCGAUACUUCCGCUCCGGCAUGGAGAUGAUUCGGAUGGCCCACACCUACGCUGAGGAGGGGAACACAGAACACGCUUUCAUCCUUUAUAAUAAAUACAUCACGCUUUUCAUCGAAAGGCUGCCAAAACAUCCAGAGUAUAAGAAUUCAGUUUUUCCUGAGAAGAAAGACACUUUAAAGAAACUCAAGGAGAUUGCCUUUCCUCAAGCAGAAGAGCUUAAGAAACAUAUCCUCAGAAGAUAUGAGCGAGAGUAUGCUGACUAUAUAGUCAGAAAACAAGCGGAGGAGGCCGCCAUGGCUCAGCAGCUGUCGCGGCAGCGCGAGCUGGACACGGAGAGGCAGCGCGUGGCGGAGAUGCAGCGAAGGCAGCGCGAGCAGGAGCAGUUCAGUGCCUUCGAGGAGAUGAUCCACCGCCAGGAGCUGGAGAAGGAGCGCAAGCGGGUCCUCCAGGAGUUCAACGCACCGACCGCUGGCGCCCUCACCACUGACACCCCACUCCUCCCUGGGAUCCAGGGCCCUCCGCUCCCGGUUCAGUCCACGCCCUCCCCGGCACAGAGUCCUGGGUACCCCAGCGCCAACCACUCCGGUGACCCUGCGCGGACACCUGUAUCGCCUCCUGCUUUUGACCGGUCUCUCAAGCCAGGAUCUCUCAUCUCAUCUGGCAACAAUAUGAUGGUCGAUGGGCUACGGCAACUGACUGUGCCAGCAGAGCUUUGUAGCCAGUUCCUGAGAACCGCCAAUGCCAACACUAUCAGAUCGGUGGAAACCUGUGGAAUUCUCUGUGGCAAACUGACCAGGAACGCUUUCACAAUAACCCAUGUGAUAGUGCCAAAGCAGUGUGGGGGCCCAGACUACUGUGACACGGAGAAUGAGGAGGAGCUCUUCCUGGUCCAGGGCCAGUAUGACCUCAUCACCCUGGGCUGGAUUCAUACGCACCCUACACAGACGGCAUUCUUAUCCAGCGUCGAUCUUCACACUCACUGCUCCUACCAAAUCAUGCUACCAGAGGCCAUCGCUAUUGUGUGCUCCCCAAAGUUCAACGAGACGGGAUACUUCAGGCUGACAGACCAUGGAAUGGAGGAGAUAUCUACCUGUAAACAAAAGGGCUUCCAUCCACACGCCAAACACCCUCCUCUCUUUGCUGAAGGAAGCCAUAUCAUAAUCACAGACGCCACGGUCACAACGUUGGACCUGCGAUGAAGUCUGAUCACAUACAGAGUAUCGGUGCAAUGAAGUGGAGAGAGCAACCCUUCUUUGACUUUAUAUUCUUUUACUUUCUGUGGCAACUAGCACUCCAAGAACCUGGAUGGGAGAUGAUUUGAAGCCAAGACCAGAGGGCUAUGGAGUGUCUUUAGGGACGGGACUUCUUUUGGCAUAUCAGCCUACCUGAUGCACUUGUUUAAGGGGCAAGAGUGAAUAAAAAUCCUUUAAAAUGUUGUCUACUGGGAGCUCAGGGAUGGACACUUAACCUCAGAAUACUCAUUCUCAUUAGGGAUUGUAUCACUGUAUAUUCUGUUCCUUUAUUGACCCCCCUGUGUUUUAUCUUUUAUUUAUAAUCCCAAUAACGGUUCCACACUAAUUGUUGCUAAAAUAUUAAAGGAGAUGAGUGAUAUUUUUCAAGGAAUGGUU